AUGAGCAAUAAUCUGCGGGAUUUAUUAUCGAGAAAUGAUUAUCUACCGCCUCUAACAGGUAUAUUUCAAACUUUCUAAAAUUAUUCAUCUAUAAAGUCGUUUAGAUCGAGAAUUGAACAUUAUCGGCUUUCCUACGCCGUUCGUUCGUCGCGCUCCGAACAACGGAAUUGGAGUAUACAGGACUAAUUUUCAAAGUAUUGCAUCGUUUAGAUUGAAUUGAAUUUCCCGACACUUGACAGGAGCUAAUGAAGCUAUCCGUCUAGAAGACGCGGCGUUCAACAGGUCCCGGAACUUCAACGAACGUGCUCAGCAGGCGGCAGUUGAUGCCGAGCUAGACAGGAUUGGUUACCGAAUUCCUGAGAGACAAGCUUUUCUGGUUUGGCUCUUCUCUCUUUUAAUGUUUCGAUUUAUUUACAGAGGACAUUGAACGAUUUGAGAGCAGCAGGGAGUGAAGAUGAGUCCGAAGACGAAGAAUGGUUGACAGAGUGGAAUGAGGGAAUGCGGCAAAUCGAGCGGGAAAUCGAAGAAGGCGUUUAUGACUACAAUAUUUCUGAUUCGCGGCCUAGGAACCUUCCGAAUGAAGAAUCAAGAGAACCUUCUCCACAAAUAGAGCAGACCCACGCUAGCAGACUGAAAACAGCACAAGUGACAAGAACGUCUCUAUCCGACCAAGUGAUUCCAACAGUGACUGAGCCGCCUGAGAACACUCAUACGAAAAAACAACGCAGACAUCCGAGGAAAUGCAAAAAAGUAAGAAUUGAAAGCAGAUAUCCUAAAAGGCGACGGACUGAAAUGCCCUUUUUCCAAUCAAUGAACUCGAAAAAAGCUUCGCAAAAGCUUGCCAAACAGAAUUCUACGAAACGUGGACCCGAACGUACAAAAAAACAAACAAUUAAAAAUGGUAUUCAUAUGGCCACGGUAUUUUGACUGUAUCAACUUAUCGACUUCAGAUUUACAUAUGACGCAAUCAAAUUCGAAGGCGAGAGUAGCAACAAAGCAAACGAGACGAAUGACCACUUCUUCUCUCAAAGUAAAGAAGCGUUCAUCAGAGCAGUCUGCCGAAGACUCCAUUUCACCAAAACGGCCUAGAGAGUGUGCAAAGCUGGCGAAGUCGAAAAUAACAAAGUCCAAAUCCUUCUGGAGUUAG
Molecule: messenger RNA, 1147 nt
Organism: Caenorhabditis sp. 36 PRJEB53466
Lineage: Eukaryota; Metazoa; Nematoda; Chromadorea; Rhabditida; Rhabditidae
Source: the annotation of a GenBank genome assembly